UGGAGACCAGACGUUAGUGAAAGCGGCUGGUCUCCUUGGGAUCCAUUCUGAGACAAGAGGUGGCAGAGUCUUCCUUGGCUUCUGGAGACUGUCUGUGCCUGGAGGAUCAGGACUCUCCUCUUUUCCCCAAUGGCACAGAAACACAUCCACUCUAGGACUCACUCCACAGGGCACAAGUUGCAAGUACUGUGGUCAGAGAAGAGCCUGGAGUCAUCUCCCCUACCUCCCCUCCGACAUGCCAAAAGCCACAGCAAAACCAAAAUGAAGACUCUGAGUAGAAUCCAGCCAGCAGUGCAGAGCUCUGGAGAGAUGGCAAACCAAGCAAAGAAUCCACGAGGGCCGCGGAGAAGGGAACAAGCACACCAUGGGAAGAUGCAGGCCAAGCUCCGGCUGAUGCGGUCGAUGCUUCGAAAUCAGCGGACCUCACUCCAGGAGCUCUACAGCCACGAGAGCUUCCUCAGCAAGCUCAACCAGGAGCUGAUCAAGUCCAUCCAGGACAUGGAGGACAGCAUGGCCUUGAGCGUGCGCGCAAUGCUGCAGCAGCAGGGCAUUCUCGGGAAUGUCAUCGACAUCUUGGAAUACUCAAACAAGAAGCAUGUGCAGCAGCUGAGGGCUGAGCUCCAGGAGUGGAAGGAAAAGGAGGAGAACAAAACAAACAGCCUGCAGCGGGAGGUAGAACAGCUGAAUGCUGAGAUCCUGAAGGCCCACGAGGAGGUGAGUUUCCUGAGCACCUACAUGGACCACGAGUAUCCCGUCAGGUCGGUCCAGAUCGCCAAUCACAUACGCCAGGUGCAGCAGGCAAAGGGCAGCCAGCAGGAUGAGCUGGACAACCUUAAGGAGAUGCGUGACAUGGUCCUGGGGUGUUUCUCCGAUAUGAUUCAGGAGAAGAAGAAGAAAAUCCUGAGGUCUCUGAUGGUGAAAACCCAGCAGCCCUAUGAGGAGGUACUUACGCUGAAGACGCGAGAUAGCCGACGCCUGCAGAGGUGCACGGUCUGGUUCAGAGAGCUAAUUGAGCAGCUGAAGAAGGAGAUACCCAUACUAGCUGCGGAGGUGGAGAAAAUGUAUGCAGAAAUCUGGAAUCCCCGAGAGGUCGUUUUUAAGGAUAUUCUACUGCAGAGACCUAAGUGCACCCCAGACAUGGCUGUUGAACUCAACAUUCCUGUACGAGAGCCACUCCCCUUCUGACCCACAAUCCCUCCUCCACCCCUCUCCCUUGCUGCUUGAACCAGGCAGGAAUUCCCAGUCCUUGCUGCCAAUAAA
Molecule: messenger RNA, 1260 nt
Organism: Chionomys nivalis (European snow vole)
Lineage: Eukaryota; Metazoa; Chordata; Mammalia; Rodentia; Cricetidae
Gene: C9H20orf96
Product: chromosome 9 C20orf96 homolog
Exons: 11
Coding region: 130-1185 (351 amino acids)
Source: RefSeq, a predicted model, not a curated record